Molecule: messenger RNA, 1057 nt
Organism: Purpureocillium takamizusanense
Lineage: Eukaryota; Fungi; Ascomycota; Sordariomycetes; Hypocreales; Ophiocordycipitaceae
Exons: 2
Coding region: 109-936 (275 amino acids)
Molecular function (GO): acyltransferase activity, transferring groups other than amino-acyl groups
Source: RefSeq, a predicted model, not a curated record
CCAACUCCGGGCCCUCUCUAAUAAGCAGGCGCAUCCCAUGUUCCACAAUCUGCAGCGCAUCAAAACCGUCGCAUCUUCCGCCCACCGCCCGCUCGGCAUCAGCUAGACAUGGCGGGUAACGACGGGACCGCAUCUCAUGACGCCCAGCCGCCCACGGCGCCACAGCAGGUCGGCACCGCAACCGACGGCCUCAUGAUCGAGGUGAUUGCAGACGCCGACGACUUGGCCCUUGCCUUUGACUGCACUUGCGAGGCGUUCGGUCGCCAGACUAAAGAUGUCAUAUGGACGACCCUGAACCCAGGGUGGGACACUCCCGAGGGCAGACAGCGAGCCAUCGAUCUCCUAGUGAGGCGCUGGCGCAGCACGACGACAGAUGCGCGCGGCCGUCCCAACGCCGUGUUUCUCAAGGCCACCCUGCCCGCCGUUCCCCAAGCAGACUAUUCGCGGCCGUCACGCGUCCUCGCCGGCUUCGCCAUCUGGCUCCAGGCGUCGGCGGUCAAGGGCUACGGCGACGCGCCCGCCAAGGAUCUCGGCCAGGUGAUGGACCUGGAGGCCAUGUUCCCUGGAGACGAGCCUUUGCAGCGGUUCGCCCGCCAGAUCGACGCGUCUUUGCACCGCCAGCGAAUCCAGGUGAUCAAGCACAAGCGGGAGAUCAAUGCCUCGCCCCCCGCAAUCAUGGUUCUGGACAUUUGCUGCGUGGACCCCAAGUUCCAAGGGAGGGGGGUCGGCAAGGCCCUCGCGAAAUGGGGCGUCGACGAGGCGCGGGCCAGGGGCGGUAUUGAGGCCGUCACGGAGGCGUCCGUCAUGGGGAGGCGGGUGUAUGAGAAGCUGGGCUUCCGGCAAGAAGGGCCCGAGAUUGUGUACGAUGUAGAUGAUGAGGUUGCGGGUCGUGGUUUGCCGUCCAACAUUUUCAUGCGAACGGGGCUUUUGUCUUAGAAAGACAGUUUUCAUCUGACGCCCUCUGUCUAUUGAUCCGUGGAUCACGUCCUCAAUACGACUUGGGCAGCCCAAGCACCCGCUGGCCAAUAUAGUUGAGAAUCAUCUCACGGCUCACCGG